Messenger RNA from Myotis myotis, 1430 nucleotides. RefSeq names its product inter-alpha-trypsin inhibitor heavy chain H4-like. The transcript is spliced from 12 exons. The record is from RefSeq and is a predicted model, not a curated record. NCBI's taxonomy places the organism in Eukaryota, Metazoa, Chordata, Mammalia, Chiroptera, Vespertilionidae. The coding region runs from base 27 to 1112 and encodes 361 amino acids. Gene Ontology annotation, molecular function: serine-type endopeptidase inhibitor activity. Gene Ontology annotation, biological process: hyaluronan metabolic process.
AGCCCAAGUACAUCUUCCACGGCUUCAUGGAGAGACUCUGGGCGUACCUGACCAUCCACCAACUCCUGGAGCGAAUGGUUUCCGCAUCCGAAGCCGAUAAGCAGGCCCUGGAGACGCAAGCUCUGGGCUUGUCGCUCAACUAUAGCUUUGUCACCCCCCUCACGUCCAUGGUGGUCACCAAACCUGAAGGCCAAGAACAGUCUCAAGUUGCUGAGAAGCCCGUGGAAAAUGGAAAGGUUCCCUCAGGUCACGAUGUCUUCAGACAUAGAGCCAAGGGACACCCAUUGACCCAAGGAGCAGCUGGAUUUGCCUCAUACGCUGGAGUUCAUGACAUGCCCUUCAGGAAAUCUGGACCACCUGGACUUUCUGCUCCUUCUCAUUAUCGUUAUCCAUCCUAUAUUUUGGGUCUGGAUCGCCACGGGCUACCGGGCGGGAUAGUGGGUGAUCACCUGGAUGAAACAAUGGAAGAAACAAGCCCAACAGCCCCACCACCAGCCCCCAUCCAGGCUCCGACCUUCAUCCUGCCUCUGCCUGGGCAGAGCAUGGACCAGCUCUGUGUGGACAUCAAGAGCACCCCGGGGCCAUUAUUACUCCUGCUCUCAGACCCUGACCAAGGUCUCGAGGUGACUGGUGAGUAUAAGAUGGAGAAGGCCCAGUUCUCAUGGAUCGAGGUGACUUUCAAGAAUCCCCAGCUGCAGGUCCACGUGUCCCCUGAGCACGUGGUAGUGACUAGGGAGCGAAGAAGCUCUCAGUACAAAUGGAAGGAGACGCUGUUCGUGGUGUUGCCUGGCCUCAAGAUGACCAUGGACAAGGCGGGGCUCCUGCUGCUCAGCAGCCCAGACAGAGUGACCAUCGGCCUGCUGUCCUGGGACGGCCCUGGGCAGGGGCUUCGGCUGCUCCUGCGGGACACUGACCGCUUCUCCAGCCACGUCGGCGGCCUCCUUGGCCGCUUUUACCAGGGCGUUGCCUGGGGGCCCCCAGAUGCCACAGAUGACAGCAAGCGAACACUGUGGACUCGUGGGUUUGAGUUCAAUGCCACCAGAAAACUCAAGUUGGAUUACCAAGUCGGGAUCCCGGGAACAGAGAUUUCCUGCUGGUCUAUGGAGCUCUGAUUCUGAUGGCAGGAGUUAUACCCACCCCCCCACCGCAUGCCACCCCACUGUGUGCAGAGGGCUGUCAUCCUGUGACCACAGCCACCUGUGGGGUUUUGUCCCAUGGAGGUGACCCAGCCCCCAGCUCUAAAUCCUCUCCGAUCCAUGCCCCAGGGAUAGUCAACCCCAGAUUCUACCCAAUUCCUGCAGUCAGAGCGCACUUAAAAAACAAUUAUAGCCCAGGUGGCUCAGUUGGUUGGUGCAUCACCUUGUACACCCCAAGGUUGCAGGUUCGAUCCAGGUCAGAGCACAUACCUGGGUUGUGGCUUUGAUCCCCAG